AUCACAACUCUUGCUGCUCAGCAGUCAGCGGUGUUGUCCACUUUCUGUUUCUAGCAAUAAGCAAGCUUUCUAGGCUUGUUUCUAGGGAGAAACAGCCUGUAUGUAAGAAGGGAUCCCAAUAUUGAAAUUUUGUUGGAAUUUUCAUUGAAAGAGAAAUGGCUGGAUGCUCUGGGGAGGAAACUGAUGAAUUCCAAAGUGUUUUUGGCAGUAGUGACUUUCAGCUUACUCCAGAAUUAAGAAAAAAGGCAGAAGAAGAGCUUCAAGAGAAAGAAGAGUGGCGGGAACGAGACAUUGCAGCACUGAGAGACCUUGUUGCUGAUGAUGCUGACUUGAACUCAAGAAUGGAUGAUGAAUUUCUGCUCAGAUUUCUUCGUGCUAGGAAGUUUGACUAUGAUAGCAGCUUUCAGAUGCUGCAGCAGUACUACUGGACGCGCGCCCGCCACCAGCACCUGUUCGACCGGCUGCUGCCGUCCACCCAGGAGCGCGUGCUGCGCCACGGCCUGCAGAUGGUGCUGCCGCAGCGCGACCCCAACGGCUGCCGCGUGUUCGUCUUCCGACCCGGCGCCUGGGAUCCGAGCGCGGUGACGAUGGACGACAUCUUCAUCUCGAACGUACUGCUUCUGGAGCACAUGGCGCGGGAGCAGGCCACCCAGGUGUGCGGCGUCGUGGCCAUCCAGGACUUCACCGGGUUCGGGUUCCACCAGAUGAAACACUUCACCACCGAGCACAUCAGGAGGAUGAUCUCUAUUCUGCAGGGAAGCUUUCCGCUUCGGUUCAAGGGCUUUCACUUUGUAUUUGAGCCGAGGGUGUUCUACUGGGCCUUCGCAGCUGUGAAGCCCUUCCUGAGCAAAAAGCUAGCCGACCGGCUGUACUUUCACGGCAGUAACCUGAAGUCGCUGCACGCGCACUUUCCGCGCGACUCGCUGCCGGCGCAGCUGGGCGGCUCGGCGCCGGGCUACGGCGGCGAGGAGCUGGCGCGGCAGCUGCUCGACAGCGAACACUACUUCGCUGAGCACAACCGGUACGGGUACACGGCCGACUCUGGUGGCGUGGCGGAGCCGCCGGCCGCCUGCCGCCCGAGGUAUUACCCGGGCGCCUUCUGCAUGCAGUCGGGCGACGAGGAUGACUAGACGCCCGGCGGAGCGACGCCGAGCGGGCCGAGAAGAGGGGGGACAGAAGGGAACUUCAGUGAGACAGGACAGCAGUGAGUAGAGGAUGGGACAGAACAUGGGGCUGGACUGGAUAGGGCACUGGACAUUAUGCCCAGAGCUGGCUCUGCGUGGAGUCCACUGCUCGCGGGUGCUGCUGCCAGGCGGCGAGUGCGGUUGUUGGCCGACCGUUCCGCCCGCCCUCUCCCAGCUCCAGUUCGGUCCGGUCCGGGACGCGCCUCGCUCGGUGAUCUGUCGAGGGGCGGUUAUAUGCAGAAGAUUCCAACUUCCCGGGGGUACUGUCAUGGACCAACGGCGAACUGCGACCGUUAGUUCCUCGGUGAUAGAUUUGAUCGAUCGGAUGAUGUAAUGGGUACAUUGAAAUAUCAGUAAGUGGCUGCUGUUAACCGUACAAACGGCGCAUACGCUGCGCGUACAAAUGAUCGUCAUGACUUCUUACUCCGGGACCAAGUGCCAAUGUGAUACCCGAGCCCGUGUCAGUAAUUGCCCAUGUCAGAGCAGUCAGUGAAUGCUCUGUUCGCUGGAGGCAGAGACACGGAAUGCCCGCAGUGCUCAAUGUGAUGCGUUAGCUCCAGGGCCGGUGUCCCUGGAAUGUGACGUUUUAUUGUCUGGACGGGUUUCGGGCACACGUUAAUACGGGCUUAUUUACCUACUUAUCUUUAUGGGGCGUAAUGUGAUGAGAGCUGGGGACCAAUGAUGAAUAUUUUCACCCAGGGGUGAGAGACAUAUCAGUGAUUGUCGCAGGUCUACCCUGCUUGUUGAGCUUUGAUGAAUGUUGACGUGACUGUAUUUAGUCGACUAAUCUGCGUUCUUAUAACGCCGUAGGCAGCUGUGAUUUAUAUCAGUGAAUGUUGUGUCUAGCACCAAACAGUUCCGCGUAAUAUGUCAGUAAUUUUUAUAUGUGGGCAGAAGCACUUGAAUGUUUCAGACUGCCCGCCAUAACCAAAAAGGAUGGUUCGACUAUGAUAGUGUUCGUGCCCUGCUGACUGAUCGGGAUAGUGGAUAAGGUUUAUGAUAUCAGUGGAUGCGCUUCGUGCAUGUUUGCCCGGUAGUUGCUGUCAUUUGUUUAUACUGGUGUUUUGGCGUCUUGUCAUUCCGUUCCGGAGUAGUACCCUGUAUCAUGCCUGUUUUGCGACAUUCCCUUUUGACCUCUCUACGUGCCAGGUAUACCCACCAACUCUCACGGAGCUAGAUGGUGACAUUCCUCGUUUAUUUCGUUGUUAUUUCCGCCUAUGGCUGAUUGACACAGUAUAGAAACAGCAAUAGGUGUGUUCAAUGUUACUCGUUGGUUGCCUCUGUCCAACACUCUGAGCGCCGAACAGUGACUGGCGAGAGCAUAUCCGCGCGAGUCACCAGGUCACAAACGUCUGUGUUAUAUGUGCCAUCGGACAUCGAAGAUGAUAUUUGGGUGGGCAGCGGUGGUCUGUCUGACAUGUUAUGCUGUUGAUGAAAUAUAUAUUUUAUGGAGAAA
This is a messenger RNA of Amphibalanus amphitrite, 2640 nucleotides long. Its product is annotated as alpha-tocopherol transfer protein-like. Gene Ontology annotation, molecular function: phosphatidylinositol bisphosphate binding. The record is from RefSeq and is a predicted model, not a curated record. The transcript is spliced from 9 exons. Bases 156 to 1130 code for a protein of 324 amino acids. NCBI's taxonomy places the organism in Eukaryota, Metazoa, Arthropoda, Thecostraca, Balanomorpha, Balanidae. Gene Ontology annotation, cellular component: membrane.